Molecule: messenger RNA, 3171 nt
Organism: Cheilinus undulatus (humphead wrasse)
Lineage: Eukaryota; Metazoa; Chordata; Actinopteri; Labriformes; Labridae
Gene: tp63
Product: tumor protein p63
Exons: 14
Coding region: 86-2092 (668 amino acids)
Biological process (GO): protein tetramerization; regulation of transcription by RNA polymerase II; apoptotic process
Cellular component (GO): nucleus
Molecular function (GO): RNA polymerase II cis-regulatory region sequence-specific DNA binding; DNA-binding transcription factor activity, RNA polymerase II-specific; protein binding
Source: RefSeq, a predicted model, not a curated record
GUGAUUUUUGCCGAUAGUUUUCAUGGGUAUUGAUGUCCAGCUGAUAAUUUGAAGAUCUCAGCAAAGUGAAGUCUGGCGUGACAACAUGAAUUCACCUUACACAGCCGUGCAGUAUUAUCCAGAGUUUGCCUUUCAUCGACUCAGGGACCCCUCUUCCCGCUCCUGGAGAGAGAGCUCAUUCCUCUCAGCCAUGUCACAAACUCAGCCAGCUCAGACAUCUGACUUCUUCAGCCAAGAUGUAUUCAACCAACUGUUUGAUAUGCUGGACCAGUCUGCUAUUCAUUCUGUCCAACCCAUUGAGCUCAACUUCACAGACCAUCCAAGUGAUGGGUCAGCAGGAAACACCAUUCAGAUCAGUAUGGACUGCAUAACCAUGCAUGAACCAGAUGAGACCCUUUCUUCUCAGUACACAAACCUGGGGCUCCUGAACAGCAUGGAUCAGAAUGGCGGCUCAACCUCCACCAGCCCCUACAACAACGACCAUGCGCAGAACAGUGUGACAGCCCCAUCACCCUACGCCCAGCCCAGCUCCACCUUUGAUGCCCUUUCACCUUCCCCAGCCAUCCCCUCCAAUACAGAUUAUGCCGGGCCCCACAGCUUUGAUGUUUCCUUCCAGCAGUCAAGUACAGCAAAGUCUGCCACCUGGACGUACUCCACAGACCUGAAGAAGCUGUACUGCCAAAUUGCCAAGACGUGUCCCAUUCAGAUCAAAGUCCUGACCACGCCACCCCAGGGUGCUGUUAUCAGAGCAAUGCCCGUUUAUAAGAAAGCAGAACACGUUACUGAAGUGGUCAAACGCUGCCCGAACCACGAGCUCAGCCGCGAGUUCAACGAUGGUCAGAUUGCUCCCCCCAGUCACUUGAUCCGAGUGGAAGGAAACAACCACGCCCAGUAUGUGGAGGACUCCAUCACUGGAAGACAGAGCGUAUUAGUACCUUAUGAGCCGCCGCAGGUGGGCACAGAAUUCACCACAAUUUUGUACAACUUCAUGUGCAACUCAAGCUGUGUUGGUGGGAUGAAUAGACGCCCAAUUCUCAUCAUCGUCACUCUGGAAACCAGAGAUGGUCAGGUAUUAGGCCGCCGCUGCUUUGAGGCCAGGAUCUGCGCCUGCCCGGGCCGAGACAGAAAGGCAGACGAGGACAGCAUCCGCAAGCAGAAUGUAACGGAUGCCACAAAGAGCAGUGAGGGUACGAAACGCCCCUUCCGCCAAGUCUCCCACGGCAUUCAGAUGUCCGCCAUUAAGAAGAGAAGAUCUACAGAUGAGGAGGUGUUUUGUUUGCCGAUAAAAGGUCGUGAAAUUUAUGAGAUUUUAGUAAAAAUCAAGGAAUCUCUUGAGCUCAUGCAGUUUCUGCCACAGCACACUAUAGAGUCGUACAGACAGCAGCAGCAGAAUCUCCUACAAAAACAGACUUCGAUGCAGUCUCAGCCCUCCUAUGGCUCGAGCUCCCCAACCCAUGGAAAAGUCAACAAGCUGCCCUCCGUCAGCCAGCUGAUGAACCCCCAGCAGCGCAACACGCUCACCCCAUCCAGCAUGUCUGGAGGCCUGACUGACAUGUCUCCUAUGAUGGGCACUCACAUCCCUAUGAACGCUGACAUGAGUUCACUGAGCCCCACACACGCACUGCAGCCACAGCUCCCCCUGGUGCCUUCCUCCCACUGUACCCCCCCUCCUCCAUACCCCAUGGACAGCAGCAUCUCAAGCUUCCUCAUUCGGCUGGGCUGCGCGGGGUGCUUGGAUUACUUCACAGCACAGGGUCUAACCAACAUCUACCAGAUUGAGAACUAUAACAUGGAGGACCUGUCCAGGCUGAAGAUCCCUGCAGAGUUCCAGCACAUCAUCUGGAAGGGCAUCAUGGAGCACCGACAGGCCAUGGAUUUUUCCCCACCCCCCCACAUAGUGCGCACCACCAGCGGGGCCUCCGCCGUCAGCGUGGGCUCCUCCGAAGCGCGAGGCGAGCGCGUCAUUGACGCCGUUCGCUUCACGCUGCGCCAGACCAUCUCCUUCCCGCCGCGCGACGAGUGGUCUGACUUCUCCUUCGACUUGGAUUCUCGCCGCAACAAACAGCAGCGCAUCAAGGAAGAAGGAGAGUGAGAACGCUGCAGCCCUUUUCCGCGUUUCUUUGUUCCAAACUUCACGCCUGCUGUAUGAACAUUUCAUUUAAAAAACUUGGCAUUAGUGCAAAUACUGCUGAGAACGUAUUUACAUAGAAAUGCACUUAAUUUCAUUGUGGUUCAAAGGUGCAUUUUUUAUGUUUGAUUUCUUGAGAGCACUUAAGAAAUGUAGACGAUUUCAUUUUCAAGUGUUCAUGAUUCAUUCCUGCGGUAAAAGCAUGACUGCAAUCCAAACUUUGCAUUACAGGGCUUAUAAGGGCUUUUAUUUGUGUUACAAAGUGUAUUUGUUAAUAAUGUAAGACUUCUACGUUUCACCAUUCUGGCUGUAUUCUUGUUAGUCGAGUACACUGGUUUUUACUGGAGGCAGAAGUCAGCGUUGAUUGUAAACAUUUCAAACAUUUCCUGUCAGAAGUAUUACUGUAUGUCAAGUGAUGGGCAAUUUGUUCUUCUGCUUUCAUUUCUAUAUUUUGCUCUUUUUUUUAACGUCUGUUGAGACCAACGCAGCAUUGUUUUUGUGUCAGGUUGUGAAGUAUGUUUAAGUGACAGAUGGUCGUUCAUUUGAUGUAGCCAUAUAUAGGCCUAAUGCUCUUGACCCAGUGUUUCACAGUAAAUAUAAUGACUGAUGUCCUUUUGUUGUGGUCGACUUCAGAGUGGUUGCCUUGUUUAAGUAUUUUUUUUAUCAUAAACCAUGUUUUGGAAGAGGUUUAUUUCAUUUGAUGACUGGCCAGAACUUCUGAUAUAGUGUAUAUAAAUUUGUAUAGUUCUUUUAUUUGAAAGUCUCCCUAAAGAAAAUGCAUGAUUUCCAUCCUGUUAGUAGCAAAGUGAUGUGAAUAUUGUCUGGUAGAAGUACCAGUAAGAACAAAGUUUGUGUUCAUUCAAAGGAGAACAGAAAGUCUGUUUGUUCACCCCACCAGCCCACUAAAUCAAGUAGCCAGCAUCGUUAGGAAGCAGAAGCAGUCUGCAUUUUCAUAUUUUUGUACAAUGUGUUGUAAAUAUGUUGCAAUAUAUCGGGUAUUUUGAUAUGAAUCUGAAAUAAAUAUCCAUACUUGCUGUACUGCA